AUGGGGUUGCUGGUUUUCGGGGAUGGGAUUUGUUGGGCAUGGGGGUUGCUAGGUUUCGGGCAUGAGGUUUGCUGGGGAUGGGGUUGCUGGGUUUCGGGGAUAGGGUUUGCUGGGCAUGGGGUUUCCAAUCACAUGUUCGGUGAAGAUCUCCAAGUGGCCGGAUUUGUAACUCCAGCUAAUAUCCACGAAAAUGGUCUAGUUGAGAGCUCUAGUUUCCCAGAUGAACAUCUGCAGCAAGUCCCUGAAGCUGAAAACAUUCUUGAAGACACUUUUGCAGUACAAGCAAAUGGUUCUCUUGAGAGUAUAAUGAACCAUGUGAAAGAUCAUCUCUCACCUGUUGAGUAA
Molecule: messenger RNA, 345 nt
Organism: Ilex paraguariensis (yerba mate)
Lineage: Eukaryota; Viridiplantae; Streptophyta; Magnoliopsida; Aquifoliales; Aquifoliaceae
Source: the annotation of a GenBank genome assembly